CCAUUGAUGUAAUGGAAUAAAAUGAGGAUUGUAAUCUUUUUAUUCAGCAUUUGAAAGUGUCAUUUUUAGGUUGAUCAUGGGUGAAAGAACUCUAGUGUUCCUACUCUUCCUUUUCAGUUAUUUGUUAGUUGUUGUAGUAACAAAAACAUCAAAUGAUGAUUACCUUGCACUUUCAACUUUAAAGUAUGAGUGGAAGAAUGUUCCGCCAAGUUGGGAGGACUCAGAGGAUCCUUGUGGUGAUCAUUGGGAAGGCAUUGAGUGCUCCAAUUCGCGCGUUAUCACCAUAUCAUUGUCAAGCAUGGAUUUGUCUGGCCAGCUUUCUUCAGAAAUUGGAUCACUAUCUGAAUUGCAGAUUUUGGUUUUGUCCUACAAUAAGGAUUUAACUGGACCUCUUCCGGCUGAAAUUGGAAACUUGAAAAAGCUGACAAACUUACAGCUUAUUAAUUGUGGUUUCACUGGUCCUAUCCCAGAUACAAUAGGGAAUCUACAACGGCUUGUAUUCCUAUCUUUGAAUUCUAAUAGAUUUAGUGGAAGAAUUCCACCUUCUAUUGGUAAUCUGUCAAAUAUUAAUUGGCUAGACUUAGCAGAAAACCAGCUUGAGGGUCCCAUCCCAGUAUCUAAUGGAACUACUCCUGGUCUUGAUAUGCUUCACAAAACAAAGCACUUUCAUUUUGGGAAGAAUAAGCUUUCAGGAAAUAUUCCACCUCAGCUUUUUAGCUCUGAUAUGUCCUUGAUACAUGUGCUUUUUGAAAGCAACCAAUUUACUGGAACCAUUCCAUCUACACUUGGAUUUGUACAGAAACUGGAAGUGGUGCGCUUGGAUAACAAUAUUUUAAGUGGACCUUUGCCUAUAAACAUCAACAAUCUUACAAAUGUUAGAGAACUGCUCGUCUCCAAGAAUCGCCUAUCCGGUCCCCUGCCAGACCUUACUGGAAUGAAUGUCCUCAGCUACCUGGAUGUCAGCAAUAACAGUUUUGAUCGAUCAGACUUUCCGUUGUGGUUAUCAACUCUACAGUCUCUAAAAACAAUAAUGAUGGAAGAUACACAGCUUCAAGGACCUAUUCCUGUUUCUUUAUUCAGCCUGGUACAGUUACACACAGUGAUGCUGAAAAACAAUAAUCUGAAUGGCACUUUAGAUAUUGGCACAGCCAUUAGUGACCAACUGGGAGUCCUUAAUUUGCAGACUAAUUUUAUUGAAGAUUUUGAUCCGCAAAUUGAUGUCUCUAAAGUGGAGAUAAUACUUGUGAACAAUCCAGUUUGCCAAGAAACCGGAGUUAAACGGACUUACUGCUCGAUUGCAAAAAACAAUGACACAUAUACAACACCGCUAAAUAACUGUGUUCCGGUUGAAUGCAACAAAAAUCAGAUAUUAAGCCCGAAAUGCAAAUGUGCAUACCCUUAUACAGGAACUUUAACUCUUAGAGCUCCUUCCUUCUCAGACGUGAGAAACAAGACAGUAUUUGCAAUGCUAGAGUUUACGCUGAUGGAAUCUUUUAGACUUCAUGAGAAACCUGUUGAUUCAGUUUCUUUAAGCAAUCCAAGGAAGAAUGCAUAUCAGUAUCUUGAUCUGAGUUUAGAAAUAUUUCCAUCAGGUCAAGAUUCUUUCAACAGAACCGGGAUUUCUGGCAUAGGUUUUAUGCUUAGCAACCAGACGUACAAGCCUCCUGCUGAGACUUUUGGACCAUAUUAUUUCAUUGCUGAUAAGUAUGAACACUAUCUUAAUGAUUCAGUAAUAGAAGGUCCUGUGAAAUCUAGUAAAUCUUCACAUAUCGGCAUCAUAGCUGGAGCUGCUGCUGGUGGUUGUGUCCUGGUUUUAUUAUUACUCCUUGCAGUAGUUUACGGUUUCCGUCAAAAGAACAAGGCAAAAAGAGCAGCUAAGAAAAGCAAUCUUUUUGAACAAUGGGGUCCUGAUGAGAGCAAUAGCAGCAUCCCACAGUUAAAAGGAGCAAGGCGUUUCACUUUCGAAGAGAUUCAGAACUACACCAAAAAAUUUGCAGAAGCCAGCUAUGUAGGAUCCGGGGGUUAUGGGAAGGUUUAUAGAGGAGCUCUUCUCAAUGGACAACUAAUUGCAGUAAAACGAGCUCAAAAGGAAUCGAUCCAAGGAGGGCUGGAAUUCAAAACAGAGAUUGAACUUCUAUCUAGGGUCCAUCAUAAAAAUCUUGUUAGCCUUAUUGGUUUCUGCUUUGAGCAAGGAGAACAAAUAUUGGUUUAUGAGUAUGUUGUAAAUGGUACUUUGACAGAUGCUCUUUCAGGGAAGUCGGGAAUUAGAUUGGACUGGAUUAGAAGGCUAAAAAUAGCCCUUGGGGCUUCUAGGGGGUUGGAUUAUCUUCACGAACAUGCCAAUCCUCCUAUCAUACAUAGAGAUGUCAAAUCGACAAACAUUUUACUAGAUGAACGCUUGAAUGCUAAAGUAUCUGAUUUUGGUCUCUCCAAGCCUUUGGGUGAUGGUGCAAAAGGUUAUAUAACCACUCAAGUAAAGGGGACAAUGGGCUACUUGGAUCCAGAGUAUUACAUGACACAACAAUUGACUGAGAAGAGUGACGUUUAUAGCUUUGGAGUGCUAAUGUUGGAGUUGAUAACAGCAAGAAGGCCAAUAGAAAGAGGGAAAUAUAUUGUGAAAGUGAUUAAGAAUGCUAUGGAUAAGACAAAAGAAUUAUAUGGUCUUAAGGAAAUCAUUGAUCCUGUCAUUGAUUUUAAGGCAUCCUUGAGCAGUUUUGAAAAAUUUAUUGAUCUUGCAAUGAAAUGUGUUGAAGAUUCAAGUUCAAGUAGGCCUUCAAUGAAUUAUGCAUUUAAAGAAAUUGAAAACAUGUUGAUGUUGACUGGAACAAACCCUAAUGCUGAAUCAGCACCUUCUUCAUCUAGUUAUAAUGAAAGUGGGAAUUCUAUGCAUCCUUAUGAAAAUGAGUACUUUGAUUCAAGUGUGAUACUUCCGCGUGCAUAAAGUGUACCAUUGUAGGAUCAUUUUUUCAUGUUUCGACUCAAAAUUAACUUGUUGAAGUAAUGUAUAAAGUGAGGAUGCUGUUAAUCUUGUGUGUAUUAUAUUGUUAGCUUAAGAUUGAACAUGAUUGAAGCUGAAGUUUGAUGUUAGUUUCUUGUUUACUUUCAGAUUUUAGUUACUGAAUUGUGUAACAUAUAUUACUUUUGAACAUAUUAUUGAAAUGGAAUCUAUUCAAGUU
Messenger RNA from Medicago truncatula (barrel medic), 3176 nucleotides. Its product is annotated as leucine-rich repeat receptor protein kinase HPCA1. The record is from RefSeq and is a predicted model, not a curated record. The transcript is spliced from 19 exons. Lineage: Eukaryota; Viridiplantae; Streptophyta; Magnoliopsida; Fabales; Fabaceae. Bases 77 to 2941 code for a protein of 954 amino acids. Gene Ontology annotation, molecular function: ATP binding; protein kinase activity; protein binding. Gene Ontology annotation, biological process: protein phosphorylation.